Talpa occidentalis (Iberian mole) is the source of this 957-nucleotide messenger RNA. RefSeq names its product olfactory receptor 10AG1-like. Lineage: Eukaryota; Metazoa; Chordata; Mammalia; Eulipotyphla; Talpidae. The transcript has a single exon. The coding region runs from base 1 to 957 and encodes 318 amino acids. Gene Ontology annotation, cellular component: membrane. The record is from RefSeq and is a predicted model, not a curated record. Gene Ontology annotation, biological process: G protein-coupled receptor signaling pathway. Gene Ontology annotation, molecular function: G protein-coupled receptor activity; olfactory receptor activity.
AUGGAAUGCACAGGACAAAAUUCCCCUCUGGGGAACCACACUGCACUGGUGGAAUUCAUCCUGAUUGGGUUUUCUGAUCUUCCGAACCUUCAAGGAUUUCUUAUUGGUGUAUUUCUGAUAAUUUAUAUCAUUAUUCUUAUGGGAAAUAGCCUCAUUAUCAUGAUAACUAAGAUUGACCCCACUCUCCAGACCCCCAUGUAUUUUUUCCUUGGGAAUUUUUCCUUUUUGGAAAUAUGUUAUGUGUCAGUUACUGUCCCCAGAGUGUUAGCAGAUCUCUGUAGACAAUAUGGAAAUAUUUCACUGCUAGCCUGUGCUAUUCAAAUGUAUUUCUUUCUGAUCUUGGCAGAUACUGAGUGCUUUAUCCUCACUGCCAUGGCUUAUGACAGGUAUGUUGCCAUUUGCAACCCAUUACUCUACCCUGUCAUCAUGAACAAUAAGCUAUGUGUUCAACUGGCAGUUGCCUGUUGGACCACUGCAAUUCCAAUACAUACAAUGUUCAUCUCUGUGCUAUUCUCCUCAACCUUUUGUGGAUGUAACCAGUUGAAUCACUUUUUCUGUGAUGUUCCUCCAGUUGUCCAGCUUGUUUGUGGGGACACUUUCAUGAUUGAGAUGCUGAUUUAUGUGAUUGCUACUAUUGUUAUCACUCUGCCUUUUGUGUUGAUACUUGUAUCUUAUGGGAAAAUAAUCUCCACCAUCAUGAAGCUGCCAUCAGCAACAGGGAGAGCCAAAGCCUUCUCGACUUGUUCUUCCCAUCUCAUGGUUGUGACUUUGUUCUUUGGAUCAGGCAUCAUUGUGUAUUUCAGACCUAAAUCCACUCACUCAUCAGGAAUGGACAAAUUCUUUUCUCUUUUUUAUACUAUAUUGACACCUGUUUUUAACCCCAUUAUCUAUUGUCUGAGAAAUAAAGAUGUUAAUGUGGCAUUGGCAAAAUUCCUACAGAAAUGGAUUGUGCUGUGA